UAUAUAUAUCAUCGUUACACUUUCAACAAAAAAAUUCAAAACCAAACACCACAACAUGGAUCAUAAGACAGAAACGACACUGCUUUUCUCUUUCUUGUUUUUCAUCACGUACCUCAUCACCAUCGUAUCAGCGAAAGAUCUAUGUAAUAAAAACGACAAAAAUACCCUCCUCAAGAUCAAGAAGUCCCUAAACAACCCUUACCACCUUGCCUCGUGGGACUCAAAAAGCGACUGCUGCUCCUGGUACUCCCUCGAGUGCGGCGACGCCACCGUUAACUACCGCGUCAUCUCCCUAACCAUAUUCUCCGGUCAGAUAUCCGGUCAGAUCCCGCCUGAAGUCGGUGACUUACCGUAUCUUCAGAAUCUUAUGUUUCACAAGAUCACUAACAUCACCGGUCAGAUACCAUCCACCAUCACCAAGCUUAAGUAUCUCCGUUCUCUCAGGCUUAGCUGGCUCAACCUCACCGGCCCGGUUCCUGAGUUUCUGAGUCACCUCAUGAACCUCGACAACUUAGACCUUUCCUUCAAUCAGCUCUCUGGUUCCUUACCUAGCUCUCUCUCCUUGUUACCUAAACUUUCGUACGUUGAUCUUAGUAGGAAUAAGCUUACAGGUACAAUACCAGAGUCAUUUGGAUCGUUUCUAGCAGAACCUCCUUACCUUCUCUUAUCACACAACCAGCUCUCCGGUUCUAUACCCAAAUCACUAGGCAACAUUGAUUUUAACCACAUAGAUUUCUCAAGGAACAAGCUCACAGGCGAUGCUUCGAUGUUGUUUGGAGCCAAAAAAACGACGUUUUCCAUUGACUUAUCAAGAAACAUGUUCCAGUUCGAUCUGUCCAGAGUUGAGCUCCAUGAGUCAUUUGCUGUCUUGGACUUGAACCACAAUAAGAUCACAGGGAGUAUUCCGGUUCAGUGGACUAAAAAUUCUCUCCAAAUCUUAAACGUUAGCUAUAACAGACUGUGUGGACGCAUCCCCACUGGAGGAAGUCUUCAGAGAUUUGGUUCUUAUACAUAUUUUCACAACAAGUGUUUGUGUGGUGCACCUCUUGAUAGUUGCAAGUGAAAAACCAAGCUUAUCUCUUGGUUUCCCAAAUAAAUAUGUAAUGUCAACCUGAUGGAUUAAAUAAAACAUGUAUCGCAACUUGUA
Molecule: messenger RNA, 1147 nt
Organism: Raphanus sativus (radish)
Lineage: Eukaryota; Viridiplantae; Streptophyta; Magnoliopsida; Brassicales; Brassicaceae
Product: polygalacturonase inhibitor 1
Exons: 2
Coding region: 56-1063 (335 amino acids)
Molecular function (GO): protein binding
Source: RefSeq, a predicted model, not a curated record